ACCGCAAAAGUUUGAGACCCCGCCUAUUUUCAUCUCUCCUUUGGUUCCUUUUCUUCAGUCUGCCCUCCUGCUCCCCCCUCUCCUCAUCCCCCAUCUCUCAUUCACCAUUCAUCGCGAUCUCUCCAAAUUUCGUCUUCAUCUCUGCAUUUAUUUCUGCCUCAUACCCAUCCGUUCGCAAUCAUGUCUACCCAAGCCAAUGGCACGAUACCCCACCACAACCAGGGCACUUUCCUGUUCACCUCCGAGUCCGUCGGCGAGGGCCACCCCGACAAGAUCGCUGAUCAGGUCUCCGAUGCCGUCCUCGAUGCGUGCUUGAGAGAGGACCCGCUGUCCAAGGUCGCUUGUGAGACUGCGACGAAGACCGGUAUGGUUAUGGUCUUUGGCGAGAUCACAACCAAGUCACGUCUUGACUACCAAAAGGUUAUCCGAGAGGCCAUCAAGGAUAUUGGAUAUGACGACUCCGCAAAGGGCUUCGACUACAAGACCUGCAACGUCUUGGUUGCCAUUGAGGAGCAAUCCCCCGACAUUGCCCAAGGUCUGCACUACGAGGAGGCUCUUGAGAAGCUUGGUGCUGGCGACCAGGGUAUUAUGUUCGGAUACGCUACCGACGAGACCCCAGAACUCCUCCCCCUGACUAUCCAACUGGCCCACAAGCUUAACGCUGCGAUGUCUGCUGCCCGACGGGACGGCAGCCUUCCUUGGCUUCGACCCGACACCAAGACACAAGUUACAGUUGAGUACAAGCACGACAACGGAGCUGUUAUCCCACUUAGAGUGCACACUGUUGUUGUCAGCGCUCAACACAGUGAGGACAUCUCCACUGAGCAACUGCGCAAGGAGAUCAAGGAGAAGAUCAUCCAGAAGGUUAUCCCAGCUAAGUACCUAGAUGACAAGACCAUCUACCACAUCCAACCUUCCGGACAGUUCAUCAUUGGUGGACCUCAAGGAGACGCUGGGCUGACUGGCCGAAAAAUCAUUGUUGACACAUAUGGUGGAUGGGGAGCUCACGGUGGUGGUGCCUUCUCUGGCAAGGACUUCUCCAAGGUCGACCGAUCAGCUGCAUACCUCGCCCGUUGGAUUGCCAAGUCAUUGGUUAACGCCAAGCUUGCCCGCCGGGCACUCGUCCAACUUUCAUACGCCAUUGGUGUUGCGGAGCCACUUUCAAUCUUCGUCGACACCUAUGGUACAUCUUCCCGAAGCUCCGAUGAGCUGGUCGAGAUCGUCCGAAAGAACUUCGACAUGAGACCCGGUGUGAUUGUCAAGGAACUCGACUUGGCCAAGCCGAUCUACUUCCAAACCGCUAAGAAUGGACACUUCACAAACCAGAACUUCAGCUGGGAGAAGCCCAAGACCCUCACAUUUUAG
This is a messenger RNA of Amorphotheca resinae ATCC 22711, 1365 nucleotides long. RefSeq lists its product as hypothetical. The transcript is spliced from 3 exons. Gene Ontology annotation, molecular function: ATP binding; methionine adenosyltransferase activity. Gene Ontology annotation, cellular component: cytosol. Bases 181 to 1365 code for a protein of 394 amino acids. Gene Ontology annotation, biological process: S-adenosylmethionine biosynthetic process. The record is from RefSeq and is a predicted model, not a curated record. Lineage: Eukaryota; Fungi; Ascomycota; Leotiomycetes; Helotiales; Amorphothecaceae.